This is a messenger RNA of Mya arenaria, 1176 nucleotides long. RefSeq lists its product as uncharacterized. Gene Ontology annotation, molecular function: protein binding. Lineage: Eukaryota; Metazoa; Mollusca; Bivalvia; Myida; Myidae. The record is from RefSeq and is a predicted model, not a curated record. The transcript is spliced from 6 exons. The coding region runs from base 1 to 1176 and encodes 391 amino acids.
AUGGAACGUCCCGUUAUACUGUACGAGGUCCUGUUCUACUGUAAGAGGGAAACACAAUGCGGAUUAUAUAUUUUUCUCUGGAUACCGUUGUCGGUCAUGGCAAUAAAAGAAUUAUCCAUGGAGGAACAUUGCGGCGAAGUUGUCUCCCUUAUUCUCGAGGACGCCUAUCAAGCAAAGGUCAAACUGGACGACACCGGGGGUGAGGUUGGGCAGUGUGACGUCACCAUGGAGAGCUGGUAUACGUGGCCUCGGUUCAUGGUCAGCGUAUCUAGCCUACAAUUAAAUUGCUCACAGGGAUAUAUUACCUUUUACGAUGGUAGUGCAUCAGACAGCAGUGUUCUGGGUCCUCAAGACAAAAUAUGUGGAGAAGUAGAGACAAGACAAUUGCUCACAACAACACAACAGUUCUUUGGUAUAAGAUACGUCAAACUGCAAACGGACGUCAUCUUGGAAGCAAUGGAAUUAGUUGUUACCUCGUUUUCUACAGACAGUGACCAUGACUGUGAUAAUCCAGCCUUUAGGUGUGACAACGGUAGAUGUAUAGACAACAGUCUCAAAUGUAACGGCUUCAACUCCUGCGGUGACAUGUCGGACUGUCGGACAACUGUAUCGCGGGCGGCCGUGGCAGGCAUUGUGAUCGGCAGUCUCGUUGGCUUGUUUGUUCUCGUCGCCAUUGCGUGCUAUUUCACAUGUCACUGUAGGCACAAACAUAGCGACGACAAGAAAAAGGAAGGAGAAAGCCAGCUCGUAUUCGUUCAAGGAAAGACCGGCCCUAACACUGCUGUCCACAGACCAGGAUUUGCUGGUCAUGCGGUCAGUGAGCUCUCCUGUCCAGGGGCGGCACCGUGCGGCUCUGUAGAGAAUUCAAAGUCUCUCACCGCAGCAAAGCAGCCGGCCUACCUGCCGCCCUGGGUUGAAGCCAGAAAAAAAUCAAUAACAGGAGCAAUUGGAACCAAAAAAGUUUCAAUAAAGGAAGAGAGAGUAACUACAGGGUUUGAUAAUCCGAGCUAUUGUGGUCAAGGUCAGAGCAAUAGUACCUUUGACGAGGAUGAAUGCGAUCAGAAUGACUUUAAUGAUAUUGAUGUCAAUGUGUCGAAACAAUGCCAGGGUACUAAUGAACAAACGGGACAAUGGACAAUGAUCGGUGUGCAACAAUUGUUGAUGACGGAUCACUAA